Messenger RNA from Apodemus sylvaticus (European woodmouse), 4617 nucleotides. It is a transcript of the gene Setd7, whose product is annotated as SET domain containing 7, histone lysine methyltransferase. Gene Ontology annotation, molecular function: protein binding; histone H3K4 monomethyltransferase activity. Gene Ontology annotation, cellular component: chromosome. The record is from RefSeq and is a predicted model, not a curated record. The coding region runs from base 102 to 1202 and encodes 366 amino acids. NCBI's taxonomy places the organism in Eukaryota, Metazoa, Chordata, Mammalia, Rodentia, Muridae. The transcript has 8 exons. Gene Ontology annotation, biological process: regulation of DNA-templated transcription.
AACUCGCAAGGCUUAGCUCCAGCGCUCGCUCCGCCACCGCGAGCACCGGGAGGGACGGGAGCCGGCCGCACGGCCCCGUGCUGGGUAGGGUCGCAGCCGCCAUGGACAGUGACGACGAGGUGGUGGAGGAAGCCGUGGAAGGGCACCUGGACGAUGACGGGCUACCACACGGGUUCUGCACCGUCAUCUACUCCUCCACGGACAGAUUUGAGGGCAACUUUGUGCAUGGAGAAAAGAACGGACGUGGGAAAUUCUUCUUCUUUGACGGCAGCACCCUGGAGGGCUAUUAUGUGGACGAUGCCCUGCAGGGCCAGGGCGUUUACACCUAUGAGGAUGGAGGCGUUCUCCAAGGCACCUAUGUGGAUGGGGAGCUGAAUGGACCAGCCCAGGAGUACGACACGGACGGGAGGCUGAUCUUCAAGGGACAGUACAAAGACAACAAUCGACACGGAGUGUGUUGGAUCCAUUACCCAGAUGGAGGCAGCCUCGUCGGGGAAGUCAAUGAAGAUGGGGAGAUGACAGGAGAGAAGAUAGCCUAUGUGUACCCUGACCAGAGGACUGCGCUCUACGGGAAGUUCAUUGAUGGAGAGAUGCUUGAAGGGAAACUCGCCACCCUCAUGGCCACCGAAGAAGGGAGGCCACACUUUGAAGUGACGGCGGGAAGUUCCGUGUACCACUUCGAUAAAUCGACUUCCUCCUGCAUCUCUAGUGACGCCCUCCUUCCAGACCCUUAUGAGUCCGAGAGGGUUUAUGUCGCCGACUCUCUCAUCUCCAGUGCUGGAGAAGGACUGUUUUCCAAGGUAGCAGUGGGACCCAAUACUGUUAUGUCGUUUUAUAACGGAGUCCGAAUUACACACCAAGAGGUUGACAGCAGGGAUUGGGCCCUCAACGGGAACACUCUCUCCCUGGACGAGGAAACAGUCAUUGAUGUGCCUGAACCCUAUAACCACGUGUCCAAGUACUGUGCCUCCUUGGGACACAAGGCGAAUCACUCCUUUACUCCUAACUGCAUCUAUGACCUGUUUGUCCACCCCCGCUUUGGUCCCAUCAAGUGCAUCCGCACCCUGCGAGCUGUGGAGGCCGAGGAAGAGCUGACCGUCGCCUACGGCUAUGACCACAGCCCCCCGGGGAAGAGCGGCCCGGAAGCCCCUGAGUGGUAUCAGGUGGAGCUGAAGGCCUUCCAGGCCACCCAACAAAAGUGAAAGGCUUGGCCCUGGGUUCCAGAGACCUGGGAUGGAAACUUGGAUCUAUGCACUACAUUUAUCUGACAACGGGACAACCAGGGAUGGUUGGUGCCGUGACAUUACAUCCUCUCACCCUGCGUUAGCAACGACUCUCUCGCAUACUAACUAGGUUUGACUGUAUGACUCAUACCAGAUUUAAAAUUAGCUAGCCUUGCAACAAUGCCCUACUGAGAGGUACUGUCGAACUGCAGACAGCAUGAUGUUCUUUGAUGGUGAAAGUCUAAAUCUGGACUGUGUUCAGAGAUACCAAAUGAUUAGGCUGAAAAGGGAAAUGGGGUUCUUCAGUCACUUUUCUUUCUUUUUUUUCUUUUUUCUUUUUCCUUUUUCUUUCUUUCUUUUUUUUUUUUUUUGGUCAAUGUUUUUUUUUUUUCCAUGACCUUUUUCUCUGGCCAGUGCAAAUGGUGUUCAGUCACCCUUGCAUGUUGCCAACUGCAGGGCAGGAAGCAAUUACAUCUUUAUAUACAUGUAGGGUCAGCUGCCUUUUAACCUUUGAUCUGUAUCUCUUGCAAUAGAAUGGCUUUGUUUUUAACUCUCUUAGUGAACUGAAGCCCAGUCUUUUGAAUGAUUCUUUAGCUUCACUAUAUUAGCUAUAUUCUACAAGAGAAAUCCAACCAGAUUUUGCAUUCGUAGCAACGUACAGGUCUCUCUGGUUCUUUCUCUACCAUUUCAUUCUUAUGUUCUGAUAUAAAGUCCUGGCUCGUAGGGCCAGACUGUUAUUAUAGACUUACUAUUCUCGCAUGUAAACAAAGAUAUCUUUGCUUUCAGAUGUGAGAAGAGGAAAUGAAUUUACCUUGUUUGCAUUAAGUUAUGAAAGAGUUGUAAGAUAUACUUUCAGGAAGAAAAGAGGAAAAUUAGUAUUUCUAAGCAGUUGUUAUGGCAAUUUUGCAGUAUCUUCAGUAGCAUUGGUAAUUUUUUUUUUCUUCUUGGGUACACAUUAAUUGUACAGAACCCAGUGGAGUCUGGCUUGUGACACAGCUCAUUGAAUUCAAACACAAUAGCCAAUGUGCAUUCCAAGGCAGAAUGCAGAAUUCUCUCUGAAAUCAGUGUCAUGAAGGCAGACGCGCUGAUCACUGGGUACAAAUCAGAUCUUUAGCUAAAGCUGCUUUCUCGUCACAGCGAUUUCAAAGCACUUAGCUGCUUCCAGAGCUAGGAGCCAAGCGCUCACACCUGUGCAGUUAAUCCCAUUAGCAUUUCAGCCUCCUCAAGCCAUACAUAAUCACAACUGCAGAAAUACAGAGAAAACCCCAUUAUUUUAGUUUAGCACAUUAGAUCUGUAACCUAACUGGAUUGCUCUGAAUGAAUGCCAAGUUUGGGGGGACACCUCCCCAAGGCAUAGCUCCAUCACCAAGAAGGCCUGGGAACAGCAGUUGCUAAGGCCUGCAGCUGUCAGCAGUGCUACCUGUGGCCUGUGUUCGGUUAGGCUUAAAAGCUAAGGCUUUCCAAGCUGCAAUAGAUCCUUGAGGGAUCUGGGAAAGGGGAGAGAUGCUUGGGACAGGGCGGAAAUGGAGGAGGAGACACUUGACAUUCCCUUGUCAGCUGCACCGAGUUCUUCACGAGGCCUCUAUCUGGGGCUGUGAUGCAGCUUGUCCAUCAAACAGCCCCAGAUGGAGAACUCAGCCGCCGCCCCCCACCCUCCGUUCUGAUAACCACACCUGGGCUCCUUCCCAAGCUCCCUAACAUCCCUUCCGUCAGGCCCUGCACCAGGGGACCAGGCUUUCCAGGAGAGCUAGUCAUGGCCCUGUUUGAAAGCUUAAGGAGAUAGUUCCCUUGGGAGAAACAUUUCCAGGGCUUGUGAGGAGUCUCCUGUAAAGAGGGCUGAACAGUUUUUAGACCACAAGUCACAGCAGGAUAGGAUGGCUUCUCUUCUGUGGAAAGAGACCAUUCAGUAAACUGAGACAGAAGGCCGCGAGUCUGUGGAUACAGAUUCUGAGAGGAGCUUUUAUGUAAAUGUGUGCAAAGAGAGUUGGCUGCUUUGGGGAGAAAGAUGGCUGACCCCAGUCACUGGGUGAGGCACAAAGAGAGAGCAGGUGCCACCUCCAGUCGCCUGGGUUCACAGGAUUUCACACCUGGGCAUGGAACCUUAGCCUCGGUCACUGUGGGGGCUCAACCUCUAUCCUAAAGGGCUACUCUAGCAAUCUCGUCCAAAUGGAACUCAAAAACAAAUUCGGGGUGGGGGGCUUGAGGGUCAGCAAACUCGUUUAGCAGGUGAAGGUGCUUGUUGCCAAGCCUGUGGCCUGAGUUAAGCUGUAGGACCUAUAUAGUAGAAGGGGAGAGCCAACUCCUGAAAGCUAGCCUCUGACCACACCCAGUGUGGCAUGUGUGCACCCCGACACACACACACACACACGUGGAUGGGAACCGUUCCCCGUUCCAUAGUGGACGAAGGCGCACUGGACUUCAAACCCAGCAGUGUGUCUGUGACCCUUAGACCAAUCACAGGAAGCGGUCCCCACAGCUGAGCCUCCCUCCUCCCUAUGUGCUUCCGGUGCCUUUGAGCUCCUCCCGCUGUGUGAGAAGCCCAGGUGUAGGUGCAGAGUGGCAGCCCGGCUGAUUGCUCCACCUCUUUAUGUCUUAAGGUCCUCUUCUCUCUUGCUGGACUCUGUGCCGUUCCCUGACUGUGACCCCUUCCAGUCACCGCCCCCCCACCCUCUCCCUCAACCCUCAUCCCUCUCCCUCAUCCCUCUCCUUCCCUCACUUUCCCUCCCCUUCCCUCUCCCUCUCUUUCCAAAAUACCAAGCAUCAUCACAGGUUGCAACUGUUAGAGAGGCCAGACCGACACUCUGGGGUAGAGAAACGGACAGCGUAGGCACUGCAUAGAGAAUUGACUGCUGAGGGAGGCUGGCUUGUGCUUCUUGCUUGAGCCAAAAUGGAAAAGUCUCAGGACGAGCCUUCUACGUCACUUCCGCUGUAGAAGGCAACGGGAAGAGGGCAAGUGUGGUCUUCUCUCAGGGUCGUAACCGCAGGCAUGAUUGAGAUUUUAUGUGGUCGAGAAAGAAAGUAACUUUGUCUGCUGUCUUCCAAACCGCCGGAGCCUGUGCACUUGUCUGACGCCUUGGUCUCGCGGGGACUCAUUCAGAGCUAUCUCAGUCCAACCCUGCAUGACUUGAUCCAUCCUUAGCAUCUUUUUAUGAUGAACUAUUAUUACCUUGUGUUAGAGUUAGGAGUUAGGACUAGGAACUAAUCCACGGAGCAUGUCCCCCUACUGGGGCAUACAUAAGCUGGAACUAACAAAAGCAAACUUAAGAACUGAAGUAGGACACAAAAGGAAUGAUAUGGUUACAAAGUAACAGGCGAAGACUUGAGUUUCUUAUUUUAACCCUUUCAAUUCCUGAUCUCUCCAACAACUUAAGAGGAAUUUUUUUUUUUUUUUUUU